AUGCCCACCGUCAUCGUGAGGCAGUGGAAGCCAUGGUGCGGCAAAGACGGCAUCUACAUGUACUUCGAAGAUAAUGCUGGAGUAAUCGCCGAUCAUGCCCGCCAUCAUCAUGGCAUCUACGUGUACUUCGAAGAUAAUGCUGGAGUAAUCACCGAUCAUGCCUGUCGUCAUCAUGGCGUCUACGUGUACUUCGAAAAUAAUGCUGGAUUGGCUUGUCUGGUCUUCCCUUCUGGUUUUGGGUGGUUCAUCCACAUUCUAGUGUCUAUAAAAUGGGCAAGUCUAGCAAGAAGUCCAACGUUGAGGUUGCUGCAGUUCCUGUGUCGGUUCCCCCUGCAAAAUCUGCUUAAAAAAGGUAAGAGGGAUGCCGAGGAAGCAAUAGAGAAACCAGUGAGCGCAAAGAAGCAGAGGAGUGAAGUUGAGGAGGCGGUUCGAAGGCAGGAGGACAAUAAGAAGUCAAAGAAAGCCUUACGGGAGCCUCCGCAAAAGAAGAAAGCUGAAAGCAGCAGUUCUGAGGAUCAGACUUCAUCAGAAUCUGAAGAAGAGGUUAAAGUUCCACCGAAGAAGAUCAUUAAACCUGUGAAAGCACCUGCAAAGGAUUCUAGUAGCAGCAGCAGUGAAGAAUCAUCUUCUGAUGAUGAACCUACUAAGGUGACUGCCCCAUCAAAGAAGCUGCCACCAACUGGAGCUAAGAAUGGCACACCUGCAAUAUCUAAGAAGGAGGAAUUAAGUGAAAGUUCAGAUUCAGAUAGUAGUUCAGAUGAGGACAUUAAACCCGCUGCUUCAAUAAAGAAACCUCCUGUAGCUGUGCCCAAGAAGAAACCCGAAUCAAGUGAUAGCUCUUCCGAGAGUGAUUCUGAUGAGGAAGAGGAGGCGGUCACAGCCAAAGCUGGAGGACCUGCAAACAAACCACCUGCAUCAUCAAAGAAUGGAACUCUUGGUGCCUCAAAGACCGAAGAAUCAUCCAGUGACACAUCAGAGAGUGAUUCUGAUGAUGAAGAGGCAAAUGUCGCUAAGGUUGCUUUACCUACCAAGGGCAUUCCAGCAGCAUCAAUAAAGAAAGAAGAAUCAAAUGAUAGUUCAGAAAGUGAUUUUGACUUGGACUCUGAUGAGGAUGAUGAAACACCAGCAAAGGUUCCUCCCAAGAAGCAGCCUGUCACUGUGAAGAAAGAUGUUCAGCCUAAACCACAGCAUAAGGCCAAAGUAGAUCAAAGUUCUGAAGAGAGUUCUGAUGAGAGUGAUGAAGAACCACAAAGAAAGAAGCUGAAAGUUCCGGAUACUGUUCCUGGAAGUGUCAACAAGCCAACUGCAAAGCCUGUUAAGAAAGAAAGUGAUGAAGAUGAGGAUGACAGCUCUGAUGAAAGUUCAGAUGAGGAACCUUUGAAACCACAACAAAGUAAAAAGCCAACGAAAGCAUCUGCGGAAAGCAGCAGCUCUGAGGAGGAUUCUUCUGAUGAGGAGAGCGAAGAUGAACAGCCGAUGGAGACUCUGCAGAAGAAGCCAACCAAAGCAUCUGCGGAAAGCAGCAGCUCUGAGGAGGAGGAUUCUUCUGAUGAGGAGAGUGAAGAUGAACAACCUAUGAAGACUCCACAGAAGAAGGACUCAGAUGUGAAAAUGAAAGAUGCACCAUCAGCAAAUGCAGCACCAAAACAGUCUGCUACAAAAUUUGACAAGAAGCCUAAGACUCCUAGCAGUCAGGGGACUGGAUCAAAAACAAUAUUUGUUGGAAAUUUGUCCUAUGAUGCUGGACAAGAUGAUGUGGCUGAAUUCUUUAAAGAGGCAGGGGAGGUUGCUCAAGUUCGGCUGGCAGUCACUGAUGAUGGACGCUUUAAAGGGUUUGGUCAUGUUGAAUUCACCACUGAAGAUGCAGCUCAGAAGGCACUUGAAUUGAAUGGUAUGGAACUGUUGGGACGUGCAGUGAGACUUGACGUGGCCCAUGAAAGGGGCGUAUAUACUCCUUAUAGCGGGAAGGAAGGUAAUUCUUACCAAAAGGGUGGGAAAGGUCUGAGCUACACUAUAUUUGUAAAGGGUUUUGAUAAAUCAGUUGAAGAGGAUCAGAUCCGGAGCUCCCUUGAAGAGCAUUUUGGGUCAUGUGGAGAGAUUACUCGGCUUUCCUUGCCAAAGGAUUAUGAAACUGGUGCUUUUAAGGGGAUGGCAUACAUGGAUUUCAGAGAACAAGAUGCCUUUUCCAAGGCCUUGGAACUCGAUGGUUCUGAACUUGGGGGCUACUCAUUAACAGUAAAUGAAGCUAAGCCAAGAGGUGACAGCCGUGAUGGUGGCUGGAGUGGUGGCAAGGAUAGCGCAGGCAGGGGUGGUGGCAGAUUUGGAGGCCAACGUGGUGGACGUGGUGGUAGAGGUGGCGGCAGGGGACGAGGUGGAGGUGGUAGGGGACGAGGGGGAACCCCUAACAAGCAAAGCAUCGUUACAGCCAGUACCGGCAAGAAGACGACCUUCAGCGAUGACUAGAUGGGGCGCUUCCUCUUGAAUUUUGCUGCUAGUGCAGAUCCCAAGUUUGUCAUUGCCCAUCCAGUGAAAUAUAGCCGUACCUUGGUAUCGUCUUUCAGUCUCAAGGUAUAUUAUUAGUUGAAUUGGUUUUGUUAACUCACCAGCAACUUUUGACCUUGUGGUUGUCUACUUUUUGUGACCUUGAAACUUUGAAAUCAACUGAGGGAAGUAGGUAAUUUUUUGGAUUGAGUUUCCUUUCAUGGAGGACGUGCAAUUUUUAUAAUAUGCAUUUUCUAUAAAAUAUUCCAUCAUUUGGAUUGAUGUCAGGAGGUGGCAAGAACAACGGCAACGUUUAUAUGA
This is a messenger RNA of Elaeis guineensis (African oil palm), 2802 nucleotides long. Lineage: Eukaryota; Viridiplantae; Streptophyta; Magnoliopsida; Arecales; Arecaceae. The record is from RefSeq and is a predicted model, not a curated record.